Molecule: messenger RNA, 668 nt
Organism: Hibiscus syriacus
Lineage: Eukaryota; Viridiplantae; Streptophyta; Magnoliopsida; Malvales; Malvaceae
Product: phosphatidyl-N-methylethanolamine N-methyltransferase-like
Exons: 2
Coding region: 33-527 (164 amino acids)
Biological process (GO): phosphatidylcholine biosynthetic process
Molecular function (GO): S-adenosylmethionine-dependent methyltransferase activity
Source: RefSeq, a predicted model, not a curated record
AAUCAGAUUUCUUUCCCUCCCAAAGAAGAAAGAUGGGGAUUUUGGCAGGCAUAGGGGUGUUGGUGCCAUUUCCAUUUUACUACUUGUUAUGGACAUACCCACAGUUAUGGGUGAACCUUUGUGGGAAAGGAAGGGACCCAUCAAAGGUAAUGGCCCUUGUUUCCCAUUUCUUCAAGCUGAUUCAGUUCGUUUCUCUCUUUUCAGUUUCUUCCCUCUCUUGGCCUCCCCCUCUCUACUUUUGGCCCCUCUUUGCCUUCGGUCAGUUCCUCAACUUCAGGGUGUACCAGUUGCUUGGUGAAUCGGGAACUUACUAUGGCGUACGCUUCGGUAAGAAUAUUCCAUGGGUGACAGAAUUCCCUUUCGGGUAUAUCAAAGAUCCACAAUAUGUUGGGAGCAUCAUGAGCCUUAUUGCCUGUCUGUCUUGGGUACCCAUCCAAUACAUUCUCCUCUGGUCACUAGGAUAUCUAUUUAUGAUCCACAUCGAAUCGACUGAAAAUCCGGCUACAUGUGCGAAACCUUUAUCGUAAUUGCUCAAGGUUCGUGGUGACAAUUAGGUAAUGACAGGCACUCUUUGUUGUGAUCUUGAAUAAGCUCACACAUUUGAAAAUGAGUCAUGUUUAUGUAGCUAAUGCUGGUGAGCUUCUUUGACUGUAUUUGUUUUCGGAAUA